AUGUGUCCAAUGAUGCUCAAUCGCCUUUCAGACGGUCCGGCAACGGUCCUCUCCCCCCAGGAACACGCCUUUGCUCAGUUCCCGUCGCAGUCCUCUUUCCUCGGCUCAGGAAGCUUCAACGGCUAUCCCACGAACACCGGCCCGACGAUAUCCAACGGCUUCUCCUCACAAGCUGCUCCCUCAAGCUUUGAUGCGUCUGCCCCCGUGGCACCAAAGCCCUCGCGCAAGAGGUCGCGUGAUGAGGCCACUUUCGAAGAGGCCACUGCUCCGAGUGUUACUCCAGCGCCCACGCCCGUACCUGCACCCAAGGUAGAACCAAUCUACGGAGAAGGCAUGGUCCUCAUAAACCCUCAAACCGGCCUCACAUUAUCAGCCGAAAGUCAAACAGGCACAUGGUACGAGCAGGAAGCCGAGACACAGCAGGCGGCCGCUGCCCCCAUCUCGUCGCGCUCAAACGCGUUGCACUCCGAUGCUGCAGACAUCAGUCGCAAGGCGCAGCGCCUUGAUCAAUCUGCUCCGGGCUUGGAUGAUAUUGCAAUGUCGUCAAUCCGCCAACGGCUGAAUGACCCCAGCACCGAUGACCAGCACCGCACUCUUCAUGCGGGCCCUGCUCCUCCUUCCGAGCCUCUCGUUGAUGAUGCCACUCGGCUCCUUGGUAUCGGCUGGCAACGCGUGAACGCUGAGGGUGACAUGGCUCCGGCUGUCCGCGGAUGGACAAAGUACAUCGACAACCAAUAUUCAUCUCAUCUGCACAGCUCACAGAUGCUGAUCAAAAGUCGUGCUUUGAACGCCUACCUUGUGGCCGCAGUGCCCACUUCUGGAUUCUCGCCUGCCUACUACCUGUUCACUGAAGACCUCACACAAGGUCAGCUUGUUUCCUCUAGCUGGGAAGUCUGCCUCCAGAACCUGCGCAGCACCCCGAUAAUUUUCGAGGGCGCUGUCCCCCUCGCAGCGAACGACCGACCCGAUGCGCAACCGACAUCCUUCAACAAAAUCGACACCGGAGUGCCUCUUCUUCAACAGGCCUUGUCCAGCCACCCACAACCGACCCUCGACGGACUGAGCGGAGGCGUGGAAAUGGGAAUGGAGAUCGACUCGUGA
Penicillium brevicompactum is the source of this 1101-nucleotide messenger RNA. RefSeq lists its product as uncharacterized. The transcript has a single exon. The coding region runs from base 1 to 1101 and encodes 366 amino acids. The record is from RefSeq and is a predicted model, not a curated record. NCBI's taxonomy places the organism in Eukaryota, Fungi, Ascomycota, Eurotiomycetes, Eurotiales, Aspergillaceae.